AUGGCGGAAAAACUUUCCAGCGAGAAGGGGAAGGGGAAGGAGAAGGAUGGGGGAGAGGGGGCUGCGAGUUUGGAGAAGCUCCUGGAAGGGAUGAAGCUUCAUGGGGAAGAAGAGGAUGAUCUCGAUUUCUCCAAGGAUUUCGAGGAACUCGUGAAGGAGGUCCGGUGGCUUGCCCUGUUUAGGGUUCAUACGACGAAACCUUUCAGUCAUGCUGCGUUGUUCAACACCUUGCGCAAUGCUUGGGCGGCAGCGAAAGAGGUGACAUUCAAAGCUCGGGAACCAAAUCUGUUUGUAGUCCAGUUUCAUUGUCUGGGGGAUUGGACGAGAGUCAUGGAUGGCAGACCGUGGUUAUUCAGAGGUGCGGCCAUAGUGAUGGAGGAAUACGAUGGAUACUCCAAUGUCAAGGCGUACAAAUUGGAUAAAAUCCCAAUUUGGGCUAGAAUCCAGGGUGUUCCGGAGAUGCUAAUGAAGAAGAAGGAACUGGCAGAGAAGGUCGCAAAGAAGGUGGGGGAGACCAUCAUGCUGUUAGUCAAUGAUGGAAAGAUUAAUUCGACGCCAUACUUGAAGGCGAGAGUUUGGAUAGAUCUGAACAAGCCUCUUGUACGAAUGGUUCCAAUUACUUUAAAGGAGAGGAUGAUAUGCUUGGUUCAAUAUGAGAAAUUACCUAGCUUCUGCUUCUUCUGUGGUUAUCUGGGCCAUGAAGUUGCUGAAUGUGGAGAUGGAGUGCAUCCGAAAGAAAACUGUGAGUGGGGGGACUGGCUGAAAGUUCCUUUCACGGCGGCAAUGAUACCAAGGGAUGAUCGUGGUGGUCGUGGAGGAGGAAGAGGGAGAGGACGGGGAAGAGGUUUUGGAAGAGGAGGCGGAGGUUAUGAUGAAGCAUAUGGCAUGGACAUAUCGGUGGAAACGGAGGCUGAUGAUGUUGAGUUGCAGGCAGAGGGGAGGUCGGCUGAUCUCACUGGGCGUACCCCGAUGCUGGAGGAUUCCACUCAGAAUAGAGAAGGGGUCAGUCCGUUAGCUAAACAAGAGAAGAAGAGGCCGAGGAGGAGUGAAGAUGGUGAGGAUAACAAAGAAACCCCAUAUGCAAAAUCGGCGCUCUCCUUCGAGGAGAGUGACCGGGCACAAUGA
Messenger RNA from Panicum virgatum (switchgrass), 1125 nucleotides. RefSeq lists its product as uncharacterized. The transcript has a single exon. NCBI's taxonomy places the organism in Eukaryota, Viridiplantae, Streptophyta, Magnoliopsida, Poales, Poaceae. Bases 1 to 1125 code for a protein of 374 amino acids. The record is from RefSeq and is a predicted model, not a curated record.